Messenger RNA from Mercenaria mercenaria, 1854 nucleotides. Its product is annotated as macrophage mannose receptor 1-like. The coding region runs from base 143 to 1804 and encodes 553 amino acids. NCBI's taxonomy places the organism in Eukaryota, Metazoa, Mollusca, Bivalvia, Venerida, Veneridae. The transcript is spliced from 11 exons. The record is from RefSeq and is a predicted model, not a curated record.
UUCGAAACCAAUAAUUUACAUACUAUUGCCCGUCGUUACAAGGGAGAAACAUAGAAUCCUUAUCAUUUGAACAGAUUGGUGACAUAAUUUGUUGAAUUUGACGUAAUAUUGUAAUAUCAAUCAGGAGCGCGGUGUUACAGGAAUGACUAUCUUAUUUUCUUUUUUGGCACUUUUCGGCCUUUUUGUGCACAGUGAAGCCACCCGAUGUUUCGAGUGUCGGAAUGUUCCCUAUCCACGCGACUGUGCCAAAGUUAGAACAUGCAAUUCUGAUGAGUAUUGUUCCACAGAGCAGAUAGUAACAACAAGCGGUAACAUUGUGUAUAACACUGGUUGCUUGUCCAAGUCGAAAUGUUCAACUGUUAGUGGAUUGUUAGUUGGUAAAAGGUCAUCAGUCAUCCAAAGAAGUAGCACCGACUUAUCUACAUGUAUAGAAUGUUGCACAGGAGACUUCUGCAAUAAUCAGGGAUGCGGAACACACACCUCUCCUCUUGGUCAACGAGGCCCCUAUUGUUUCAACUGCGAUUCAAUUCUAGACCCCAAAGCUUGCAGCGAUGUUGCCGUGUGUGAAGUUGAUGAGAAAUGCAUGUUGUACUCCCCUGCAGAAUUCAGUGGCCUUCCUGAGGUUGUAUACAGGAGUCAGUGUGAGACUAAAGUGGCUUGUGAUAUUCUGUCUCAAGCUGCCAGCAACUACGCUUGCCCACCUUCAUGUUGUGAUUCUGACUUCUGUAAUGAUCAAUGUGGUACGCCUUCCAACAACAACAUGACCACUCCACUUCCUCAAACAACGACAUUUCAUAUUCCAACCCAGCCAGCAGCACAUAUAACAACCCAGCAACCAGUUGUUGUAACGUCUCAAGCUUCGUGUAAGGUCAACCACUACUACGAUGACCUUACGGGGAUGUGCAUCAUGAUUGACGAAACACGCAAGCUGAACCACGCUGACGCUUUGAAAGCCUGUGAAGACAUUGGAGAUCAGCUGGUUACAAUAGACACGCACGAAAAGACCGUGUUUGUUGAAAAUAUGAUAUUGCGGCACUCGCAAUUAUCGGACGAGUCAGAGCAAAAUUACUAUAUUGGUGCUUUUGACAAGCACGACAACAGCGUUUUCUACUGGCCAAAUGGACAUAAAAUAUACUACACAAAUUGGGGCGGGGGUGAUGAGGUGGCUCCCAACCAGCAGCCGGAUGACCGAAGCGAUAAGCCUCAAAACUGUGUGAUAGUGUACGGACCAGAUCGUUACCGCUGGCAUGACGAUAAAUGUGAACAUUUAUCGCAUUUUAUUUGUGAAGAUCGUUCAACAUUGAACAUGAACAUAGUUCAUCAAACUGGAGCCACCGAUUCAACAAACAUUCCACUGCCUACAGUCGGUAGUAACACAUUUCAUUGCAAUGCGCAUAAUGGAUACAUGCAUUUGCAAGGGGAAGGCACUCAUCUUUGCGUACAUAUUGUGACACAUCAUGCUAACUGGGACUCCGCACAAGCAGCAUGUAAGAAAGAAGGCGGUGAUCUCGUUGUCUUGGAUACAACAAGCAAAGCAAAGUUGAUGAGGAGUAAAGUAAGCGGACACUCAUAUUCCAGUCAGAGCGGUUACUGGAUAGGAGCAAAGGACUUUCAUUCACAUAAUCACUUCUCAUGGGUAAAUGGGCAGCCAGUUACAGACGGGGAUUGGUAUCCAGGCCAGCCUAACCACCACGAUGGAGGGCAUGACCAGAAUUGUGCUUGUAUGUGGAGUUCCGGGGAGCACUUUCACUGGCACGAUGACUAUUGCCAAAAAGGUCUUGGUUAUAUCUGUGAACGAAAGUAGAACUUUGACAAGUUCAUUAAAAUGAAAGCAUAAUAAAAUAAGUAAAUUUA